This is a messenger RNA of Naegleria fowleri, 1083 nucleotides long. RefSeq lists its product as uncharacterized. Lineage: Eukaryota; Heterolobosea; Eutetramitea; Acrasida; Naegleriidae. Bases 1 to 1083 code for a protein of 360 amino acids. The record is from RefSeq and is a predicted model, not a curated record. The transcript has a single exon.
AUGUUGCCUUCUCUCUCUUCAUUGGCCUCAGUAACCAACAAUAACACUCAACAAGUACUGUCAACUUCAACAGCCAUGAGCUCGCGUCCACCCUCUAACACUAAUCGCAAAAAGGAUCUUGUCAAAAAGGAACUUGAUGUCGACCAAUUACUUCAGCCCUCACAAACAUCGUCCAAAUUUGCUACGAUAUUCGAUUUGAACUCUCCUCUCACCAACUCAUUGUCAAGAGGAAUUAUUGAGACUUCGCCAAGUGCUGCUGGAACACCAUUGAGCAUGGAUCCUCACCGUUUCCAUGAAGCCUCUCCACUGCAACAUUCUCCAUCCACGACUUUGGCGCCUUAUAUUUCUGAUUUUUCUCAAGCUCAACAAGCUCAUAAUUCAAGCAGUCAUCUUAAUACCAGUAGCAGUAUCAACAGUAUUUUAGGUGGAGGUCGUUCUCCAUCAGGUAUUCCUCUUUCUUCUUCCAUUCGAUAUGUCUCUGCAACAACAGGUGGAACAUUAACGGGAGCAUCUACCAACAGUACAAAUGGAGCUUGCUCAAUUCUUUUACAAGGAAACAACAGCGGAAAUGUUUCAAAGACAUCUUCAAUGCAAUUUCCUCCGUUAACAUCAGCUAGUGACAUUCAUAUGCCAUUUAAUCUUCCAACUCCAACAUUCUUGAGCACUCCUAAUACACUCUUUUCAAACUCGUCAUCAUUUACUGGCUCAGUAUCUGGCUCAAAUGUCGAUAAUGGAGUGUCAAAUGAGCCUCUUCCUUCAAUUGUCACUGCUGAGGACUCAAUACCAUACCGCAACCAACCACCUCCUCCAGUGCAACCUCCUCUCAAUUCAACGUUCGCAACUGAUCAACACCAUCCUCCUUUUGACCACCAAACAUCACAUCCUCAACCUCAACAAACUCUACCACCUCUUCAGCAACAAGGUUCUGUGUACACCAAAUCACCCUCAAUUCCUUCGUCUUCUUCACUGCAUGUCAUUAAACCUUUGAAUUCACCUGCAUCCUCAUAUCAUAGUCAAAGCAACGAUUCUGGAAACAAUGUCAAUGAAGCAAAAGAAAAAACCACGUAUUGUUACUAUACCUGA